CUUGCCGAAUGCCGAAUCGGUACGACCGACCGAACCAGGACGGCCAAGCGUAGUGCGAACGAGUGAAAGGGUCAUUUGUUUCUGUUUAUUUUUGUUUUUGCAAACUUGUUAAAAACCACUCGCUAAACUUUAAAGUGUAAAUAAAUGUUUAUAUAAGUGAAUAAAACUAGUGCAAAAUUAAUGUUAAGAGUGAUAUCAACCCAGUUCAGGUUCGACGCUAACGCCAAUGCUCGAGUAAACAGUAGUACUACACUACACCGUUCGUAGAUACUACAAUAAUAUUUAUAAUGGACGUUGAAAGGAAGAUACAUUUAGGGGAAGGUGUUCCAUUAAACUCGUCAGGUGCAAAUAUAUUUUUGAACACCGGUAAAAGCAAAGAUGCAAAACUAGGCUCUCGAGAUUGCCCAGUUAUACAUCUAAAAACAGAGAAACCAUCAGACCUUGGUGUACAUAUAAAUACAACAUUCUCGAUAGCGUCUUCCAAGAAAAUAAAGCUUUUGUUCAUUUUAAAUUUUAUGCUAAGUGUCAUAUGUAUGGUUCUUAGUUGUUCCAUUGCUUUCUAUUAUUGGAAUGAAAUGAUUUUAAUGAGGAGGCAACUGGAUAUGAUAAAAGACCAUUUCAUGUUUCAAAACAUAGGACAUGAGACACUUGUGCAGAGUGCUCUGGUUGCCCCAAAACCACAGUCCUCAGACAGAGAACCCAGAAUGAACAAUGAGAAUGCCAAGAAAUACUUUGUGGAGGACCUUGGUGAGGACAUGCUACUUGUAGAUUCAAGAAAGAAAAACAUGACUCAAGAUAUUCUUGAUAACAAUUUCUCAGUCCUACAAAAAGAUUUACUGGUUGUCCAUUUCAACGGAGCAUACCAGGAGAAAAAUAUGAGUACGCAAUCAUUAAUGGGUCCGUGGGUUCGAGACACCGAAGUCUCUUCUAAACAGAGCGACGAGAAAAUCAAACUGAACAGCGACUUCAACUACGUAACGAUUAAUGAGAGCGGACUUUAUUUAGUUUAUACACAAGUGGUGUACUUAACUAAAGAGUCGAACUGUUACUUCGUUUGGGCCCACCAACCGGACAAGGAGCCCCGGCUGCUGUCCACGUGCGCCACGGGCGACGACUCCAGCCGGCGGCCGAUAGCCAAGUCCCAGAUGUCGUGCUCGGUGCAGACCGUCGCGAGACUGUACAAGGGCGACACCGUCAAUAUCGCUCAACGUGAACCCAACAGGAGGGUGUGGCUCCGACCCGGCUACUCAUACUUCGGCUUCGUGAAACUUAGUUCCUAAACGGCUGUGAAUGUAGCCUUAAGUAAGCUAUAAACCCCGCAUUUUGUUGAUCGUUCAAAUUUCUAAACGGUUUUCUGGUGUGGAACGUGCCUUAUUUGCUUAUAUGCAAUAAUCGAGUCAAAAAAUUUACAGUUUUAGAGCUGUUGUGUGCUAUUCACAAAAUGUGGGGUCGCGUGGUGGCGAACUCGUCGCCGCAAGCGAUGGUGCUAAUACGAUUUCGUGUAUCCGAUUAGAAUAGAUUUACGUGCCAUAAUUGUUGUACCUACAUGAGGGAAUAUGUACCAUUUACAUCACACCGCACCGAAUUGAAAAUAAACAAAGUCAUUGUGAAAAUGUAAACAAACAGGCUUUAUAGAAAAGACAAAAGGACUUUGAAAAUUUAGCAAAGUUAGAAAUUCGAAGAUAUAAUUGUCUGCACAACGUGUUUUGCUAAUUAUUAUUUAAAGAGUCAAUUAAUACCAAUAACCAACUAAUUAAUUUGGACAAGAACUCUGGCAUAACACCGCUUUGAAACUAACCGAAUCAAGAAACAUACGAUGCUAAUAGUUUACCAAUUAGAAUACAGUGCUGGGUCACGUAAUACAAAACUGGUGCAGAUAUUUAUAUUUUUACAUUUUAUAAUUAAGACAAUGAUCUCGAAAAUUCGAUAGGAUGAUGUGGACCAAAAUUUCGUCAUUAACCUAUACAUUACGUUAAGUAGAUGUUACUGUGUUCAAAAUACUAUAUAUAAAUUUAGUAUUUUGUUAAUUUUGUAAUUAAUACGGCUCGAGAGCACAUUACAGAUAAAUGUGUAGAUUAAAUUACAAAUAAUUAUCGGUGGGCAGCCAAACUCACUCGCCGGAUCUUCUCAGUGGGUCGCGAUUCCGAUCCGGUGGUAGAUUCAGCAAUGGACUUGCUAGGGUUAGUGUUAGCAAACCUCUCAGGUAGAGUCAGCUAACUCACCUAUCGGUCCGCGUGAGGUUGGAAUAGGCCCUUAGGCUACCAACGAUUAGAUAGGAAGAAGAAAAAAAAAGGUUUGCGUUUUUCCGAAUUGUUGGAUAAAAAAUUAGUGAUUUGCUUUUUCGUAACGAUAUUGAGAAUUUAAAUCAAAAAACGACACCGAUUGAAACAUUUAACUCAAGUACUUUACAGGGAUGAAAGCGUUUCGAUAUAUCUAUAUGUAAUAGACGUUUUCUAAAUUGUCUUUCAUGCAAUGUUUAUUGUUAACCUUCUAUUCGUUUACCCGAGAAACGAUUAAUCCUUCGAAAUAGUGAAGACAGUAAAAUUAUUCAUAACAACAACUAAUUUAGGUACAAAAAUAAUAUGACAUUAUUAUAAAAUGUAACUCAAAGAAAUAACGUAACCGUAUCCCAAAAACUUUAAUGCAAAAAUUCGGUUAUUAUUAUUUCAAUAUUAGUGGAAUUAUAGUAUUCUCUUCGGUACGCGAGUCGUAGUCAUAAUUAAAAACUAUUUUUAUGAUUUAAUUUCGUGGUUAUAAUGUCCGACUUUGUAAUAUUAUUUACGACUUUUGGAAUACUUUACAGUUUUUGUGGUCACAGACGACUUUUCAUUACUAUUAGUGUAAUUAACAAAAUAAGUUACAAUAUUCUCCCAUACGAGUCGAGGGCAAUCUGAAUUUUCAUUUUUCCUGAAAAAAAAAAAAUAUUAUAUGGUGGUUUCGUGAAGUAUUUCCAUUGCCACAUUGACAUGUGCAACUUAUCCUAAUAAGAAAUCAGACUAGAGAUAAUAUGCUAGACUCGAAAAACAAAAAAAAACAAAUCUUUCUGUUUUGCUCAAACGACAUUGUAAUUUUAAUUGUAACUUUGUUAAUAAUACAAUUGAUAAUUAUGUGUAUUGUACACUUGUGUUCAUGUCAACAUAAAUAUUUUAGCUCAAUUCUUAAGUCUCAAUACAUUUUUUGCAAUAUUAUAAAAUGUAUAAGUACUCAUUCAAGAAAGAUGAGCGCGUUCACUGCGAAGAAUAGCCUGUCUUCAAUGG
Messenger RNA from Bombyx mandarina (wild silkworm), 3257 nucleotides. RefSeq lists its product as uncharacterized. Gene Ontology annotation, cellular component: membrane. Gene Ontology annotation, biological process: immune response. Gene Ontology annotation, molecular function: receptor ligand activity; tumor necrosis factor receptor binding. Lineage: Eukaryota; Metazoa; Arthropoda; Insecta; Lepidoptera; Bombycidae. The record is from RefSeq and is a predicted model, not a curated record.